GGGGUUCGAACCCAGGACCUCAUUGUUCACACACAAGAGGUCGCACCGCUUGGUGUCCUCUUGGGGACAUUCACUCAUUCAUUUAAGAUUUAUAAUUAUUUUUUAUUUAUUUUUAAAACUUUAAAGUAAUAAUUAAUUUAAAGUUUAUAUUAUAUAUUUUUUUUAUAAUUUCAAUGUUUAGUAAAAAAUAUUAAUUUAGAAUUCAUUAUAUAAUAACAUUUUAUUUUUAAAAAUAAAUAAUUAUAAAAUAGUGAAAUUAAUAACAGGACAUAAUACAUCAUAAAUUACACAAUAUGGCAUCAUAAAAAUAAACAGUCUGUGAAUACACCAAGUAUAUUUAAAUUUUGAUUUUUAACUAACGCCAUUUUUGGGUGAUUAAUAUAUGCAUUUUUAAUAAUUUGGAAUUUGAUCUUUCGGCAAUAACUAAUCAUAUGUAGACACUAGAAUUUUACUAUAUGGCAUUUCAGUUGAUAAUAUAUCUUUUUAUAUAAAACCCUAUAACUCUUCUAAUCUAAGAACUCAUGCACACUGAGUCACUCAACAUAACACAGACGCACCGCCCUCCAACCGUCCGUCCAGCCGUCGGCAGCCACCCACAGGGAAGAAGAAAAAGGGAUUGUUGUUGUAUUUUUUUUUUCGAUUUAAGUUGGGAAAAUGGAAUAAAAUGCCGAACCGAAAUAACCAAAGCGGUUAUCGGUUUACUAAUACGGUUCGCUAUCGGUUUGGGUUGGGGUUCGAGUAGCCGGGUAGAACUAGAAGUGAAGGUGUUAGAAAUUAAAGGAUUAUCCGUAUAAAUUUAGCGGCCUAUCUUCCACCCACAGCUCAGGAGAAGCAAGAUAUCCAUCAAUGGCGUCUGCUUCAACGUUUAGCCUCUCUUCUCUACGUGCCGCUCUCCCCUCCCCUCCUUCUAUUUGCUUUCCUAACGGGCCCUCUUCUUCAAAGCUCAGACUCUCUCGCCCUAAGCCCGGCCCGAGGCCGCUCAACUCCUUUGUCGGUCUCGCUCCCUUGCACCCCAUCUUCUCUUCUCCAGAUUCAUUCAGUUUUGAGUUCUGUUUUCCCACACUCGACAAUGGUGGGCGUUUCUUUGCCAUGAGACACGGGAGGAAGGUGCCCAAGCUUAACCGGCCUCCCGACCAGCGUAAGGCUCUUCUACGGGGCUUGACCACCCAGCUUCUCAAGUAUGGUCGCAUAAAGACCACCCGAGCCAGGGCUAGUGCUAUGAGGAAGUAUGUCGACAAGAUGGUCACACUGGCUAAGGACGGCACCCUACACAAGAGACGACAGGCCCUUGGUUUCGUCUACGAGAAGCAAAUUGUCCAUGCCCUAUUUGCUGAGGUCGGGGAGAGAUACGGGGACAGAGAAGGAGGGUAUACUAGGAUAAUCAGGACUCUACCAAGGCGCGGGGAUAAUGCUCCUAUGGCUUACAUUGAACUGGUCUAAGUCUAUGUUCUCUAACAUUGCUAGAGAGAUUUUUGUAGCAAAACCUUCCUUUGUGUCCAUAUUAUGUAAGAUUGAGAGCUUUCCUCUAUCCUUCAUUCGAAUCAAAUAUGAUGUCUUUUGCUUA
Molecule: messenger RNA, 1564 nt
Organism: Salvia miltiorrhiza (redroot sage)
Lineage: Eukaryota; Viridiplantae; Streptophyta; Magnoliopsida; Lamiales; Lamiaceae
Product: 50S ribosomal protein L17, chloroplastic
Exons: 2
Coding region: 847-1440 (197 amino acids)
Biological process (GO): translation
Cellular component (GO): cytosolic large ribosomal subunit; ribosome
Molecular function (GO): structural constituent of ribosome
Source: RefSeq, a predicted model, not a curated record